AUGUUCAAGGACAACCGGACGGAGAGUCCUCACUUCAUUCCACUGGUCUCUCCGUGUCCCCGUCUCUCCGUCUCCCCGUCUCUCCGUCUCUCGGCCUCCCCGUCUCUCGGCCUCGGCCUCCCCGCCUCUCCGUCUCCCCGUCUCUCGGCCUCCCCGCCUCUCGGCGUCCCCGCCUCUCCGUCUCCCCGCCUCUCCGUCUCCCCGCCUCUCCGUCUCCCUGUCUCUCGGUCUCCCCGUCUCUGGUGUUUACCGCCUCACAUCUCUCACAAAAGCCCCCGCAGCUCUGUCAUACACAUUAUUAUUGGUUUAGCGUUGAAGGGAACCCAGCUCUAA
This is a messenger RNA of Knipowitschia caucasica, 333 nucleotides long. The record is from the annotation of a GenBank genome assembly. Lineage: Eukaryota; Metazoa; Chordata; Actinopteri; Gobiiformes; Gobiidae.